CCGCUGGCGGCGGUUGCCAGGGUGGGGGUCGCUUUGCGGCAUGGCGAUGGCGGAGGGCGAGCGGACUGAGUGUGCUGAGCCCCCUCGGGACGAGCCCCCGGCUGAUGGCGCUCUGAAGCGGGCAGAGGAGCUCAAGACGCAGGCCAACGACUACUUCAAAGCCAAGGACUACGAGAACGCGAUCAAGUUCUACAGCCAGGCCAUCGAGCUGAACCCCAGCAAUGCCAUCUACUAUGGCAACCGCAGCCUGGCCUACCUGCGCACCGAGUGCUACGGCUACGCGCUGGCUGACGCCACGCGGGCCAUCGAGAUCGACAAGAAGUAUAUUAAGGGCUACUACCGCCGGGCCGCCAGCAACAUGGCCCUGGGCAAGUUCCGGGCCGCCCUGCGUGACUACGAGACGGUGGUGAAGGUGAAGCCUCAUGACAAGGACGCCAAAGUGAAGUACCAGGAGUGCAACAAGAUCGUGAAGCAGAAGGCCUUCGAGCGGGCCAUCGCGGGCGAUGAACACAAGCGCUCUGUCGUGGACUCGCUGGACAUCGAGAGCAUGACCAUCGAGGAUGAGUACAGCGGGCCCAAGCUUGAGGAGGGCAAAGUGACAAUCGCCUUCAUGAAGGAGCUCAUGCAGUGGUACAAGGACCAGAAAAAGCUGCACCGGAAAUGCGCCUACCAGAUUCUGGUUCAGGUCAAAGAGGUCCUGUCCAAGCUGAGCACGCUCGUGGAGACCACGCUCAAAGAGACAGAGAAGAUUACAGUGUGCGGGGACACCCACGGCCAGUUCUAUGACCUCCUCAACAUAUUUGAGCUCAACGGGUUACCCUCGGAGAACAACCCCUACAUAUUUAAUGGUGACUUCGUAGACCGUGGCUCCUUCUCUGUAGAAGUGAUCCUCACCCUUUUCGGCUUUAAGCUCCUGUAUCCAGAACACUUUCACCUACUUCGAGGCAACCAUGAGACGGACAACAUGAACCAGAUCUAUGGCUUCGAGGGCGAGGUGAAGGCCAAGUACACAGCCCAGAUGUAUGAGCUGUUCAGCGAGGUGUUUGAGUGGCUCCCACUGGCCCAGUGCAUCAACGGCAAAGUGCUGAUCAUGCACGGGGGCUUGUUCAGUGAAGACGGCGUCACCCUGGACGACAUCAGGAAGAUCGAGCGGAACCGGCAACCCCCAGACUCAGGUCCCAUGUGCGACCUGCUCUGGUCGGACCCGCAGCCACAGAACGGGCGCUCAGUCAGCAAGCGCGGCGUGAGCUGCCAGUUCGGGCCUGACGUCACCAAGGCCUUCCUGGAGGAGAACCACCUGGACUACAUCAUCCGCAGCCACGAGGUCAAGGCCGAGGGCUACGAGGUGGCGCAUGGCGGCCGCUGCGUCACCGUCUUCUCUGCCCCCAACUACUGCGACCAGAUGGGGAAUAAAGCCUCAUACAUCCACCUCCGGGGCUCCGACCUGCGGCCCCAGUUCCACCAGUUCACAGCAGUGCCUCAUCCCGACGUCAAGCCCAUGGCCUACGCCAGCACGCUGCUGCAGUUAGGGAUGAUGUGAGGCCAGCCCAGGGCAGCGUUGGAACCCCUUUUACUUUGUAAAGUUUGUAUUUAUUCCCCUUUAGGUUUGCAGAGGGGGCGGGGGCUGGCCAGAGGGUCUGCUCCCUGGACAAAGAGGAAGGAGGUGGAGAGGCAGGGUUGGGGCGCCUACCGGGCAUUCUGGAGGGAGGCGGGCCUCGGGGGUGGGGCGGGGCCCAGGGGCUUCCCCGCCCCCCUCGUUUGCAUGGCCCCUCCCCCGCUAAAGCAAUAGGGCCCCCGCCACAGGAAGACCCUGAAGGAGGGUCAUCAGGGAGGCCUCGCCUGCACCGCCUCCUGGCAGCCCCAGAGCGGGGCUAGGCUGGGGCUCACCCCCUUCCCCAGCUAUUUUAUGUCUGUAAUUAAAUGUUAAAAUAAAGUCAUUAUUGUAAGUCA
This is a messenger RNA of Diceros bicornis minor, 1950 nucleotides long. It is a transcript of the gene PPP5C, whose product is annotated as protein phosphatase 5 catalytic subunit. Lineage: Eukaryota; Metazoa; Chordata; Mammalia; Perissodactyla; Rhinocerotidae. The transcript has 13 exons. The record is from RefSeq and is a predicted model, not a curated record. Gene Ontology annotation, cellular component: nucleus; cytosol. The coding region runs from base 41 to 1540 and encodes 499 amino acids. Gene Ontology annotation, molecular function: protein binding; protein serine/threonine phosphatase activity.